AUGGAGGUGAAGUUGAAGGUACAAGCCCUGUCAUCACUCAGAAAGAUUCCCAAGGUCAAUGAAAAGAAGAUUCACCUUGACUCACUCAAGUUGUUCAACCGACUGAUCAUUUUGGCCCAACGGGCUAUGACAGUUGAGACAAGCUUACAGUAUAAGCUGGCUUCCUUCCUAUUGUCCCUGUUCAGCAACAAAAAUCAGAAAAUGAACAAGGAAAACAAGGUAGGCUUUUCCAAGACUAGCCUGAAGGAUUUAACUGAUCCACUUGACCUCACUAACAAACCCUCCUCCACUCUGGUGGUUGAUGGUGGAUGGCUUCUCUACAUGGUGAAGUGGGAACAAGUGGCUGAAAGGUUGAAUGGGACUCUGUUCAUGGAAUAUCUGUGGCCAGAGGAAGAGAAAUGGCUGCUGGUGGCCUUGCUGGGACUGGAGAUGGUCAUGGGAAUUGUGGGAAACUGUCUUGUUCUGCUUGUUAAAGUCAUGUGCAAGGGUCAGUUCUGCUGCCGUUAUUGGCUUCCUUUCAUCAGUCUCACUUUGUCAGAUUUAGGCUGCUCCCUUCUCAUCAUCUCCGGCUCGCUGCUGGCCAUGCUGACAGGGGGUCAGAGUUCUCCAUGGUGCGAGGUCGUCAGCCUGCUGAAGUUUGCCUUCAUCAGCUCUUCCAUAGGGAGCCUAGCUAUCCUCUGUGUGCACCGGCUGAUCGGCAGGGCCUCCACAAGAAGGGCUCUCUUUGUUGUCAUGGUGGUAGCAUGCUCAGCUUCUUGGGUGACCGGGCUGGUGUUUGGGAGCAUCCCUGUCAUCUAUGCCUGGAUCAAGUAUGAUGGUGCAGAGAUGCUGUGUGCCGUUUUCUGGGAGAGCAGCUACUCAGACAUGUUGGUCUACAUUCUCUGUGCUUUCUCCGUCUGUAUCUUCCUCCCCUUCCUCCUCAUCGUGUUCUGCUCCCUGCUGAGUGCCAUCGGCUGCGGCUCCAACUCAAACAGUGAUGAUGAAGCAGACCUGUCUGCAGUCACUCCACUGCUGGUGGCCUCCUACGUGCUCUGCUACACUCCCUUUGUUGUGUCUGAGCUGAUCCUGUUGGGUAGACUGGACCUGUCUGCGGCACCCGAUUGGUUAAGGACAUUGUCAUCAGUGAUGUCUUACCUGGACUGUGGUCUGAACCCUCUGAUCUACUGCUCCCACCAGGACUUCAGGGAGGCGGGCCUGGCCCUGUUGUGGACCAAAAGAAAACCCCUGUCAGAGCCUGUGCUCACUGCCAUCACUAAACAUGAGCUGUAA
Molecule: messenger RNA, 1269 nt
Organism: Platichthys flesus (European flounder)
Lineage: Eukaryota; Metazoa; Chordata; Actinopteri; Pleuronectiformes; Pleuronectidae
Product: parapinopsin
Exons: 8
Coding region: 1-1269 (422 amino acids)
Biological process (GO): G protein-coupled receptor signaling pathway
Cellular component (GO): membrane
Molecular function (GO): G protein-coupled receptor activity
Source: RefSeq, a predicted model, not a curated record